AUGACAAGAGAAGAAGGCCGUACGUAUUUUGAAUCUCUUUGUGAGGAAGAACAAAGUUUGCAGGAAAGCCAAACCAACUUAUUGAAUAUUUUAGAUAUAUUGUUGGCAUUGGCAAACCCUAAAUCAUCAGAUGAUCUGCUUACUGAAUCGCUCAAGAAGCUACCUGAUUUACAUAGAGAGCUGAUCAAGAAUUCCAUUCGUCUGCGAUACAAUAAAUAUCAAACGAGAGAAGCACAGCUUUUCGAAAAUGCAGAAACCGGAAGGGACAUUACAGCAGGGGUACAGAACCGUAAGAGCGUUAGCGAGUACUACUCUACCUUCGAACAAUUGAAUAAGGAUACCUUAAGGUACAUCAACUUGCUGAAAAGGCUUUCUGUUGAUUUAGCCAAACAAGUGGAAGUGCCUGAUCCAUCAGUGACGGUGUAUGAUGUGGAUAAAUGGGUUCCAUCUGAGAAACUACAAGGUAUACUUGAACAAUACUGUGCUUCUGACACCGAUAUACGUGGUGUGGAUGCCCAGAUCAAGAACUACCUAGAUCAAAUCAAGAUGGCACGUGCUAAAUUUGGUUUAGAGAAUAAAUAUUCUUUAAAGGAAAGGCUCUCUAUCCUGACUAAGGAACUGAAUCAUUGGAGGAAGGAGUGGGAUGAUAUAGAAAUGCUUAUGUUCGGAGAUGAUGCACAUUCCAUGAAGAAAAUGAUCCAGAAGAUAGAUUCAUUAAAGUCCGAAAUAAAUUCACCAUCUGGAAGCAGUCUUGUAGAUGCAGAGGGCGAUAUAGUUGUAGAGUGA
Molecule: messenger RNA, 786 nt
Organism: Saccharomyces mikatae IFO 1815
Lineage: Eukaryota; Fungi; Ascomycota; Saccharomycetes; Saccharomycetales; Saccharomycetaceae
Gene: THP2
Product: Thp2p
Exons: 1
Coding region: 1-786 (261 amino acids)
Biological process (GO): transcription elongation by RNA polymerase II; mRNA export from nucleus
Cellular component (GO): nucleoplasmic THO complex
Source: RefSeq, a predicted model, not a curated record